Sebastes umbrosus (honeycomb rockfish) is the source of this 3844-nucleotide messenger RNA. RefSeq names its product UDP-N-acetyl-alpha-D-galactosamine:polypeptide N-acetylgalactosaminyltransferase 12 (gene galnt12). Bases 168 to 1898 code for a protein of 576 amino acids. The record is from RefSeq and is a predicted model, not a curated record. Gene Ontology annotation, cellular component: Golgi apparatus. Lineage: Eukaryota; Metazoa; Chordata; Actinopteri; Perciformes; Sebastidae. The transcript is spliced from 11 exons.
UAGUUAGCCAUGUAGCCCUAAACUCACUUGACAGCAUAUUCAACUUCAACUCAAAUUCAAUGCAAACUUCAGCCUGAUAAUAUCCACCGCUACAGCAGGAGGUGCAGCAGCUACAUGAAACUUCAACCCAACUUUACACCACCGAGGACGGAAGAAGCAGCGACACGAUGGCACUCUGCGGAAGAAGAGGUCGACCCAAGCUACUCUUCUUCCUCUUUGCUGCUUCUUUGGUGGGAUAUCUGAUCUUUGUGAGACGCAACUCCUCGGUGGAGGUGAGCGCCACGAACAGACGAGUUGCCCCAGUAGAGGUGAGCGAUGAGGACCUGAAGAAACCCGUGUAUGAGAAGCCACCACUGGAUUUAAACGCCCUGGGUGAGAUGGGGAGAGCUGCCAAACUCAACCUGAACGAAGAGGAGAAGAGACAAGAGGAAGAAGCCAUCAAUAAACAUCAGAUUAACACUUAUAUUAGUGAUAAAGUGUCGCUGCACCGCAGGCUGCCAGAGAGAUGGAACCCACUUUGCAGAGAGCUGAAGUAUGACUACCGUACCCUGCCGACAACAUCCGUGGUCAUCGCCUUCUACAACGAGGCCUGGUCCACCCUGUUGAGGACGGUCCACAGCGUGCUGGAGACGUCGCCCGACAUCCUGCUGAAAGAGGUGGUGCUGGUGGACGACUACAGUGAUAGAGCUCAUCUGAAGGAGCCAUUGGAGAAGUACAUCUCAAGUCUGAGGAAGGUGCGUCUGAUCCGGGCCACCAAGAGGGAAGGGUUGGUGCGGGCCCGGUUGCUAGGGGCGUCCAUUACCUCGGGCGAUGUGCUGACCUUCCUGGACUGUCACUGCGAGUGUCAUGAAGGCUGGUUAGAGCCCCUGCUCCACAGGAUCAAAGAGGAGCCGUCAGCCGUGGUGUGUCCCGUCAUUGAUGUGAUCGACUGGAACACCUUCCAGUAUUUAGGGAACGCUGGCGAACCCCAGAUCGGGGGGUUCGAUUGGCGGUUGGUCUUCACCUGGCACGUUAUCCCAGAUUAUGAACAGAAGCGCCGUCGCUCGCCCAUUGAUGUCAUCAGGUCUCCUACUAUGGCAGGUGGUCUGUUUGCUGUGGGAAGGUCGUAUUUCCAAUACCUGGGGACAUACGACACUGGGAUGGAGGUGUGGGGAGGAGAGAACCUGGAAUUCUCCUUCAGGAUUUGGCAGUGUGGAGGCAGCCUGGAGGUCCACCCCUGCUCCCAUGUGGGUCAUGUGUUCCCCAAAAAGGCCCCUUACUCGCGGAUUAAAGCUCUGGCAAACAGCGUGAGAGCCGCUGAGGUCUGGAUGGAUGAAUACAAAGAGGUCUACUACCAUCGAAGCCCCCACGCUCGACUGGAGGCCUUUGGAGACGUGACGGAGCGGAAGAAGCUCAGAGAGAAGCUGGGCUGUAAGAACUUCAAGUGGUAUCUGGAUAACAUUUACCCCGAUAUUCACGUCCCAGAUGAUCAGCCAGGAAAGUUUGGAAUGCUGAAGAACCGGGGCAAGAAGAACUACUGUUUUGAUUACAACCCUAUAGACGAGCACAAAGUGGUGGGCCAAAGGGUCAUCCUCUACCAGUGUCACGGCAUGGGUCAGAACCAGUUUUUUGAAUACUCCACGGACGGUGAGAUCCGCUAUAACACAAGGGAACCUGCCGGAUGCGUUGUGGGUGACAACAUCAGCACCUACCUGACUCUCCAGCUGUGUAGAAAACGAGGACAACCCUUACCCGCAGACCACAAAUUUGUCCUCAGAGAGGACGGGAGCCUGUACCACACGGCGAGCCAGAAGUGUGUUCAGGCGGUAGACAAGACCGACAACGGGACACCAGCUCCGUCACUCCAACCCUGCACCGACAGCCUCCACCAGAGGUGGUUCUUUGAGGAGAGAAUGUAAUGGUAAAUCAACCUAGAGUAUGUUUUUCAUUCAGGGCCGCUAUCCUGAGGAGGGAUACGGGUGGAUUGAAGUGUUUUGGAUAUGUUUGCCUUGCCCUGAAAGGAGCCCAAAGGAGGAAGCUUGCAUGCUCCCUUCCAAACUUUUUUUGCACAUUUCUGUGCCAGCUGGAUUUAAUGGACCAAUAUGAAAUUAUACUGACAAGUACUUUCUGAAGUACUUUGGAAAUAUGUAUGGGAAUAAGUGUUUUCUUGGAUGCUGUUGCUGGGAGACAGGAGCCUGCUGGAAGAUGUUUUGUUUUUGUAAUCGAGGAGGAUUAGUGAGGACCUGCACAUUUGUACAUGCUGACUUUUUUUCUUGUUUUACCCACUCCACUACUGGUGCAAUCUUUGAGAUCAGUUUAGCUCACUUGCUUUACACACACGUGCACAAUCACUGGAACACUUGUGCAUCUGUCUAAAUGAUAAUAACUGCUUUAUACCUCUGUCAACAAACUCGCGAGUGGCUGACAUUACAAUGUUUUUCACAGCCACAUCCUGAAGCAUUUUUAAAAUGUUUGCAUCUUCUCCCGUAGAGGGCGCCAACGCUCCUCUCUUCAAGUUCCUCUCUUUCACUGUGUUCCCUAUUUGUCGAGAGAAAGUGGGACAAAUCUUCAGGUAUUUUGUUAAAGAACCUUUUCAGGACAUUUUUUUAGUGCUUUCUACUCUUACAUACCAGUGGCUUAGAGAAAGCCUUAGAUCACAGGCAUUAUGGAAGUACCUAGUACCUCUUCGACUUAAUCACCUAACUACUGAUAACAGGAGAAACUCCAGUCCUCCUCCGUUCUGCUUUGACUAAAGUCAUUUUGCAAUGCAAAUUUAACUUUAAGGUAAAAUGACAUGGGUCAUUUCUCUAGUUUUGUAGUCAUUUUUGUAACUUUUUUUUUCUCUGUUUUGUGCUCUUUAAAUGAUAUGCAGCUUCAAAAGACUAAAUCAUAGCCAUAUUUUCUGGAUUUACUACAUGUGUUUAUUUUAAAUUAUAAGAUACUGUGUUAUUUCUUGCAGACAUAUCUCAACUUUAGUCAUAAAUAAGUGGGAAUGUAUUCACUUAAUGCUGGUAACUGCAAAUAGAAAGAGUAAUGGUACGUAUCCACAGGAUCCGUCCUUUCCACACUUCCCAUUCAUUGUCUACGUAAACAGCCGUGCAAUGCAUUCUGGUAGCUUAGUGCUGUGUUUUGAGAGACAGACCGCCAGUAUGCCCAUUCCUCAUUUACAUAAAGUUUAGGUCUAGGCUACUUUACACAAAUCAGCAUAAGCAUGACUCCGUUAACUCCCAAAAAACUUUUAAACAAUCCGUUGUCGAUCUAAAAUAAAGACAGAUUCAGAAACACAUUUCGGUGAACUAUUUUUGUAAUAUAUGAGGAAAAAAGUUUCUAUUCAAGUUGGUUCCGGUUUGAAAGCUGGAAGCAGCAACACGCGAGGAAAAGCGUUCGUCUAAUCAGUAGCCUAGUAUCUAGUGGCAGCCCAUCACGCAUCCAAUGCUGGGAUCCCUCGCAAUCCAAAAACGCCCCUGUGGACACGUACCAUAAGAUCCUCUUUCCAGUCUCACCUGUACACUUCAACCCCAUAGAAAAGUGCCUAAAUGUAAAAAAAAAACAUAUAAUUCUAUUUUAAUAUAUAUAUCCCUUCUGGAAGAUGCUUUUGUACUGAAUGUAUAUUUUGUCACACAAUGAGAACUGUAGUUAGAGUUGUGACAAAGUGUCUGCACAAUUACAAUACGUAUGCUCCCCUGCUGACAAUACAGUACGCACAGACAAGAUGGUAUUCCCCUGAGUGCACGUGUGUGACUCUGGUGGGUUGUACUGAUUUGUGCUCGCAGCCUCUUUUUUCCAUCCGUCAGAAUCAGACAACUAUAGAUCCCCUCUGUUGUUGUGGUCACUUGUGUGGCUGGCUGUCCCUCAGGCUAUGCAG